CCCGCUCUGAGCGGAACUCGUCUUCGGGGCUCCGCGAGCGGCGGAGCGCGGGCAGCGCCGCACCGCGCGGUCACCUUUGGGCGCCGCCGCCAUGCCGUUCCUCCCGGACGAGGCCCGUUCGCUGCCGCCGCCGCCCCUCGUGAACAAGGGCUCGGUGUGGUUGGGGCUGACCGGCUGGCUGGCGGCCCUGCUGGAUAACGGCUUCGCUCACCGGCCCGUCCUGAGAGCGGGUGUUCACCGCCAGAUCCUGUUUGUUACUGUGGGAUGGUUUGCUGGCUAUUUUCUUGUUAAACAUGCUGAGUAUGUCCACGCUAAACUGGACAGAGAGCUGCUUGAUUACGUCAGGCGGCACCCUGAAGACUUCAAGGAAGCAGAAAAGAAAAGAAUAGGAGAGCUUCUGGAGGAUUUCUAUCCAAUUCGCUGAUGCUUCUGCUGAGCUGUUUCCGUGCUGAGAACUCCAGGGCUGCCCGCAGCCUUUCAGCUGCCCGUGCUUGGAAGGGGAACCAUCGUUCAAUCCCAUUAAAUAAAAGUUAAUGAUGGAA
Molecule: messenger RNA, 542 nt
Organism: Lagopus muta (rock ptarmigan)
Lineage: Eukaryota; Metazoa; Chordata; Aves; Galliformes; Phasianidae
Gene: NDUFC2
Product: NADH:ubiquinone oxidoreductase subunit C2
Exons: 3
Coding region: 92-424 (110 amino acids)
Biological process (GO): mitochondrial electron transport, NADH to ubiquinone
Cellular component (GO): mitochondrial inner membrane
Source: RefSeq, a predicted model, not a curated record